GGGCUCCGCCCCUCCGUCUCUGCUGCAGACCCUCACCAUGUGCAGCUCUCCGGCCCGGUCCGAGCUGAGCCCCCAGUGUUUCCUCAGGAGCCCCGCAGGCGACCGGGUCUCCCCGCAGGCGUCCCCCAACCACCUGGUGACCAACGGACCCCUCGCCAAGUCUUCACCCCCUCAGCCCCCCACCUUCCUCCUGCAGCCCACCUCCCUGGUUGCUCCUCCAAAGACUCGGGAGCCGCCGCGCUACGAGGAGGCCAUCAAACAGAGCCGCAACAACCUGCACGUCAACAACGCCUCCCAGGUGAGAAAGUCCCGCCGCAGCUUCUGAGAUUAGUGCAGUCAACCGAUUAAAAUCAGUCAUGAUUAACCAUUUAACUACCCAGAAAAGACAAAAAACAUCAAAAAAGUUUUUUUCCUGCUGCAUAUUCCCCCUAAAGGAAUAUAAAAGUAAAAAAAAAAAAAA
Molecule: messenger RNA, 460 nt
Organism: Oryzias melastigma (Indian medaka)
Lineage: Eukaryota; Metazoa; Chordata; Actinopteri; Beloniformes; Adrianichthyidae
Product: myocardin-related transcription factor B-like
Exons: 3
Coding region: 38-325 (95 amino acids)
Source: RefSeq, a predicted model, not a curated record